AUGACAGUCCUACCUCCAACCACGCCGUUUAUAUGCGCUGGAUGCGCUCGUCGACUAUUCCGCCUCCAAAUCUCUCGGCCUCAACUCCAUCAGUCGCGCCCCAACACCACCGCCGCAACCCCCAGACACUUUCUGCCCCGACUUCCACCAGCAGCUCCUCCAUCUAGGAGAGCACGUCCCCCACCCAGCGGCGCACCUCCUCCAACCACCACCUCCUCCUCGACUACGCCAACCACCUCAACUCCACCAACCCCCCUCACCCUCUCCACGCAAACCCUAAACCUCUACCACACGACCCUCCCGCCCACCUCUCCUCAACUCACCUACGCCUCCCGCUUCUUCGCCCGCUCCCCGCCCCGAUUCCUCUUCUCCGCCGCACGCUUCCGGUCCUUCCCCGACUCGCUGACCCCCGAAGUCGCCUUCCUAGGCCGCUCAAAUGUCGGAAAGAGUUCGCUGCUUAACGCGCUGCUGAACCGCUCCACGCACAAGAUCGCGCAUGUUAGCAGCAAGCCCGGACGGACGAGGGUCAUGAAUGCGUUUGGGGUGGGGGUCGAGGGAGGGAUGAAGAGGGAGGCAAGGGGUGGGCACGAGGGUGGGAAGGACGGGGGGAGGGCUGGGGAGGGGGAACGGUGGAUUGGGAAGGGGGGUGUUGUGGUUGUCGAUAUGCCGGGGUAUGGGAAGGGGAGUCGAGAGGAGUGGGGGACGGAGAUUCUGAAGUAUUUGUGUGGGAGGCGGCAACUGCGCAGAGCUUUCCUCCUCAUCGACGCGGAACACGGCGUCAAAACCGCGGAUGAGCAGCUCCUCACCCUGCUUAGAGAAAAUGGCGUCCCGCACCAGGUCAUCCUCUCCAAGGUCGACAAGCUCAUCUCCCCCGGUUCGAAACUGCCCUCACCCGAGAAACUGGCGGCGAAUCUACAGCAGCUCCGUACCCUCUGUGAAGAGACACGGAAAGUGAUCCAGCCCGCGGGCUACAGAGGCCCCGUCGCACUCGGCGAGAUCCUAACGUGCAGCGCGGAGAAGUCGAUUGAGACGGGCAAGAAGCUGGGUAUGGAUGGUGUUCGCUGGGCUGUGCUGCAGGCGGCGGGGCUGGAUUGUGAUGCCCAUGGCAGGAGGAGGGUCUCGGAAGUUCACGUAAUCGAGGAUGUGGUUGAGGAAGUGGACCGGUGA
Molecule: messenger RNA, 1167 nt
Organism: Coniosporium apollinis CBS 100218
Lineage: Eukaryota; Fungi; Ascomycota; Dothideomycetes
Exons: 2
Coding region: 1-1167 (388 amino acids)
Cellular component (GO): mitochondrion
Molecular function (GO): GTP binding
Source: RefSeq, a predicted model, not a curated record